AUGUCCAGAACAAGAACGGUGAUCCUGACGAUCCUGUACAUUCUGUUGCUGAGACCCUCUGACUGUAAAGGCAGCAAGAUUCUGGUGGUUCCUUUUGACGGAAGCCACUGGCUCAACAUGAAGGUUAUCCUUGAAGAACUUCACUCCAGGGGCCACCAAAUUACAGUUCUACGCUCUGCCAAGAGCUGGUACAUCUCUAAUAACUCCUCCAUUUAUACCUCCAUUGAUGUCCCAAUGCUACAGGACGAGACAGACAUUAACGAAUACAACGAAAUGCCACCAGACGUCAUGAACUGUCGCAGCUAUCCUGAAUUUUUACGCAUCAUUUGUAUGCGACGCUUGAUCACAUCUUUGUUAGUAAAUGCCCAUGACACUCUGGCCAGAUCAGCAGGAGCAAUAUUAAAUGACCGUGUGUUAAUAAAAAAGUUACAGGAGUCCAAGUAUGAAUUAAUAUUAGCUGACCCAGGUUUGCCUUUAGGAGUAAUUCUGGGUAGUUAUUUAAAGUUGCCGAUGGUUUUGAACGUACGUUGGCUUAAUACUGGGGAUGCUCAUUUUGACAUAGCUCCUUCUCCUGUCUCAUAUGUUCCUCACACAACAAGUGAACUUCACGACAAAAUGGAUUUCCUAGAGAGGACAAAGAAUAUGUUUUACUUUCUCCAAUGUGUUUAUGAGCAAUACUUUUUGAUUAAUCCUGCUUACUCAGAUGUGUUUGAGCGUCACUUCCCUCCUGGGACUGACUUGUUGUCUUUGCAGCUUUCAGCUGAUAUCUGGUUGCUCAGGGCAGAUUUUGUCUUUGAGUUUCCUCGGCCCACCAUGCCCAACAUUGUUUACAUUGGAGGGUCCCAGUGCAAAGAGGCCAAACCCCUCACUGCAGAGUUGGAGGCAUUCAUGCAGAGUUCUGGGGAACACGGAGUGAUCGUCAUGUCUCUUGGAACACUGGUGUCAACUCUACCACCUAAGAUCACUGAAGCUAUCGCCGCUGCUUUUGCGCAGCUCCCUCAAAAGGUGAUUUGGAGGUUUGACGGUGAAAAGCCUUCCUCUCUGGGUAAUAAUACCCUUCUGGUGAAGUGGCUGCCCCAGAACGACCUCCUGGGACACCCCAAGACUCGUGUCUUUGUAGCCCAUGGAGGGACCAAUGGGAUGUACGAGGCCAUCUAUCACAGUGUUCCUGUUCUGGGUAUGCCUCUCCUUUUUGAUCAGUUUGACAAUGUACUAAGACUGAAGGUCCGUGGUGCUGCUCGAGUAGUGGAGGUCCGAUCACUGACCAAAGAGAACUUCCUGGAGGCUCUAAAGGACCUCAUAGAGAAUCCAUCUUAUCACAGGAACAUAAAGCACCUCUCUCAGCUACACCGUGACCGACCAAUGUCUCCCUUGGACACAGCGAUCUUCUGGAUCGAGUAUGUCAUCAGGCACAAAGGAGCUGCCCACCUGAAGUCUGCAGGUAUCAGCCUGCCUUGGUAUGCCUACUACAGUCUAGAUGUGGCUGCCAUUUUGUUGGCCAUAACUGGAACCUUCAUCUGGGGUUUAGUCCUGGUCUGUAGGUGUCUCUGCUAUCGGUUGUUCAGGAAAAAGAUAAAGGCAGAAUAA
Messenger RNA from Nematolebias whitei (Rio pearlfish), 1587 nucleotides. Its product is annotated as UDP-glucuronosyltransferase 1-2-like. The coding region runs from base 1 to 1587 and encodes 528 amino acids. The transcript has a single exon. Lineage: Eukaryota; Metazoa; Chordata; Actinopteri; Cyprinodontiformes; Rivulidae. The record is from RefSeq and is a predicted model, not a curated record. Gene Ontology annotation, molecular function: UDP-glycosyltransferase activity.